This is a messenger RNA of Amoebophrya sp. A120, 4382 nucleotides long. The record is from the annotation of a GenBank genome assembly. NCBI's taxonomy places the organism in Eukaryota, Dinophyceae, Syndiniales, Amoebophryaceae.
GGAAAGACAAAGGGCGCGGCUGUCGGGCACGAGCAGCGGCCAUUUCUUUUUUAGAUUGAAACCCGGUCUGCCUAACGAUAACUAAGUAGGAGCUGAGGUUCUUCUUUACGCUACUCGUCCGGCAUAGUCAUGGCCAUUGACUGGCUCUCCCCGUUGGCCGCCAAGCUCCUCGUUGAGCUGCCUGAUAACGCGUCCUCUUCGAGUAGCAGCCCAACUGUCGAAGAUGUCUCGAACCAGUACCGCAGCUUGUGCCAUGAAAUGUUCGGGAGUACCACCAACACGACGGACACCAACGCCGGCCACAACAUCUUCUGGAAGCUCACUUCGAGGGGAGCACCAGCAAGAACGUCAUCAAAGGGUAGUACAUCGACGUCGCAGGUCCAAGCCUCCGCCGACAGCCUUGGCAAACUGUUGUUCUACUGGCGCGAAAAUUUUCUCGCGCUCCCGAGCGAAAACCGAGACCGGCUCUUCUGGGCGUUGCUCCGGUACCACAACCCCCUGUUCACCCGCUCGUUGGAGGUCUGGGGCUACUCUGCCGAGAAUCUCGGCGUGCUCGGCGACCGCCUGGCCGCAGAUUUCCGGUUGGCGGUCUUCCACCCGCGCAAGCUGCUACAGUCUCCGCAGGCGGAAAGCAGCCUGAAAAUUCUCGGCUCUUUGGUCCCCGUGCAUCUGGUCUUCCGGCUGUUGCGGAAAUUCCAAGCGAUCCAAACCUGCGUGUCCCACGAAGAGAUCCGGGAGGUUUUGGCGGAGGGGUUUGACGAGUUGGAUAAAGAGCCUGUAGCUUCGGCGAAUUCGGAAGAAGAAAAAGAGGAGGCUUCUUCAAUUCUUUCAGACUACCUGUACACCUAUCAAUCCGUCUUGAGUACAACUUCCAGCGCGAGCGCGGAAGACGCGAAGAUAAGUCCCGAGGAAGCUGGAGGAGGAAAAUGUCACGACAACAAACCACCAGACGACGAGCAGCGCUUUUUCGCCCGCGUCGUCCUCCGCACCCCGGACAUCUUCUUUCACUAUUGGACCGAACUCUGUGUUGGUCACCGCCCAACCGUGGUUAGUCCAGACCACUCCGGCCUGCACUGCGGGUUUCGAACCUGUCUGGGGUUGACGGUGUUGUCCGCGCACCCGGAAAACGCGUGUAGAUUGUUGACAGGGGUCGCGUCAAUUACAUCAGCUUCUUCCUCUUCGGCGGCUGCAAGUAGCGACGCACAGAAGUCCUCGGCGGCACCAGAAACUGGUGCAGAAGUGGAUGCAUCCAGCCAGAAUCGCCUGACAAGCUGGAACCGGUUCGCGCCGCUUUUUCCGGCGUCUUGUGUGGCCGGAGCGCUAGCCGGAAUUCAGCUGGUGGACUGUCGAACGGGGUCGGAGCUGGCAGCCAGCUUAGUGGUCGAGAAAGAAAGACAGUAAGUACAUCUUAAUCUGAGGACUGGGUCGCUUUCGCUUACAAUUUCCUAGGUCAUGAUCCUCGUUGCAUGGUUUUUGUCACUCAUGCUUGUUUCGCUGCAGAUAGGCAUACGUAGGAAACGAAAAAGGAGUGCGCUUGUUGUUGUUGUGUCUUGUGAAACAAAACUUUGAUCCUACAUCAUCGCGAUUAUUCCAUCAGACCUUCUCCUGACGACUGGUUUGCGUCGGACGGCAGCAGCGACGAGGAGGACGAGGAAGGAACGGAUUCCGCCACAUCAGACCUUCCAUCUGGACAAAGAACCAAGGGCGGCCGCAACCUCACCGUGCCCGCGAACAGUCGCAUCCUGGGCAGUUUGGAAAUCGCGGCUUCGACCCAACUCGAAGACCUCCGCUCCCUGGCCGCAACCUUGGAAUCGCAUCGGGGAAAAUUUCUUUGCCUGUUCGGGCAGAACCAGCCCGGAGUGAUCGUGAACUUGUCGCGGGAGCUCGGGUUUCCCUACGUUUUGUCACUGGAGGGGGAUUUUGCGGAGAUCUGCAAGGCCUUGGCAAAAAUCGACAAAGAGGACGAUUAUUUGUUGAUGCCACAAAAUAACGUCGACGGACACGCAAGUGGCCAGAUGAAUGGCACGACGACCAAAAACUGGUCUACGUGGCUCACGAACGCGGCGACGAAUCUGGACAACGCGUUGCUGUCGAUGGACGCAAAGGUGCAAAGUGCGUCGAGGCAGUUUGAGAAGAAGGCGAACGUGAUUUUGGAUCAGGGACAGAAGAAAAUGGACGAGCUGUACAAGAAGAAUUUCGACUUUCAACCGGAGGACAGGGCGGGGGUCGUGGAAGAUUCUUCACGACCUGGUGAGGUGGAAGAACAAGGCGCGGCAGGUGUGGCAGAGCCUGGCGUUAAUAGUUGUACCAUUGCUGCUGCGUCCUCGUCCUCCGCCUCGAGUAGUAGUGCAAGUCCAGCAGCACCAGCGCCACCUCCACCCCCUCCACCAGACGACGACUCCGCGUCACACACUUCGAGCUCUGCCGGCAGCUCUUCUGCGGCCACAGCGAACAAAAUCCUUGAAACCGGAUCGUCGCUGUUUUCCAGUUUCAAAGGCCACUUGAAAAAGGCCCAGGACCAGAUGCAGACGCACCUGGCAAAUGCGAGUGCUGCGAACGGGAAUAUGAAACUCGGGGAAAUAAAUAAAUCUGCGCCAUCCGGAGCAGCGGGGGACCAGACAAGUGGAACAUCAAAGGGACCGCCACCCCCACCGCCCCCUGCUCCACCAAGCAGCUCCACUGCCAGUGCAGCUCCCACAACCUCCUCCGCGGCGACGACCGAAGACGACAGAAGUGUGAAAACGACCUCCAACGAAGCGUCGUCGUCCUCCCCCGGGGACGAAAUCUACUCGACGAGCGACAUGUUCAGCGGGUUGCAGGGGGCUGCACAGGGGCUGUACAAGUCGUAUGUGACCACGUCGGAAAACAGGGCAGGUGGAACUGAAACUGCGGCAGCACCUGGGCUGGGGGACGGCUUAGCAGGAGUGGAUCCAGAUACAGGAGUUUUUGGCGGAGCGACAAAAGACGGCGACCAACAAGACCAAGGUGCGUCAAACUUACUCCAGGAGGCCAUUGCCAACGUGAAAAACAAGGUCCCGCUGGUUGUAUCGUCGUCGUCCGCGGAAAGUGCUUCCUUUUCGAAACCGCCGCCACCACCCGGAGGAGGCAGCUCUACUUCCGAACGGAACGAAGGGAAGCCUGGGGGGAUGAUGGCUUCGCUGAAAAAAUCCUUGUUGCAGCAACAAAGCAAGAUGAAUGGGACUACUACGGACCAAGCUAAACAUGCGAAGAAGAAAUCGUCUUCCAAAGACCUUCUCGACGACGACACCUUCGCGAUUGAGUCGUCAGAGGAAGAAUCUAGUGCGGACGAAGCAGAAACGAAACCUGGCGCAGCUGCUGGUGUCAACGAUUUACACAAGACGAGCAACAGUGCCGCUCCGUCGGCCCACUCGGCAGCGGUGGCAGCGACGAGUUCAUCUUCAGCAGGCGGCGAUAGAAACAAGGUCGAUGGCGACCUGCUCUCUGCAAGUUCGCCUACUUCCUCAAGUCUUCAAGCAGGAGCUCCACGCCAGCAACCUUCGCCCGCACCGCCCCCGCCGAGGGAAAUCGGCGUGGAGCAGCUAGCCGGGUUUAGGAAGGGGGAUUUGAUUCCGAAGCAGGACCUCGACAAAUUACUUCGGUCCUCCCUCGCAAAUUCCUUUGAGGUGACAAAAUUCCGGAGGCCAGCUGGGGGCAUUGGGCUCGGGGGAGGAGCAGCAGUUGCUGCUGUUCCGGCAGCACCACCACCUGUAGCGGCAGAGCAAGUGCAAGGAACCUCCUCGAGCUCUUCAAAGACCUCGUCCUGGUGGGAGCGAGCGAAGAAAAACAUUCAGGAGUCCACGAAAGCGGCCACGCAAGUCGCUUCCGGAAUGAUUGCGGGCGACGCCCUGGCGUUUCACGAGCGACGGCAGAGGCUGCUGAUCCUCACACUGAACUACAUGCUCCUCGUGUCCGAAAAGGAGGGAGGGGCUGCACUAGAGGCACAUGAUCCAACACAGACCUCUAGUACUUCGGGAGUUGUACUAGAGUCAACUUCUACAACCCCGCCGCGGCGCUACAUGGUCGUGCAUUCAUGUCGUCGGAUAAACACGAUCCGGCGGUUAUCCUUCGAAGAAGAGAGGCCGAAGAGGUUACAGGUCGAAUACAAAAACAAAGCGAUCAUCAACAUCUACCACAUCGAGGAGAGUGACAGGUUCAUGAAAGUUCUGCAGUCCCAACUGAUGGCCCUGAACAUUGGCAUGAAGAAUGUCGGAAGUGGAAGCACAUAAUGAGUGUGAAGGAGCUGAAAAAGAACUAUCUGCGGGUGCAUAUGACAGACACGAACGACAAAAAUAGUUUUUCAAAAGAAACAAAAGACUAGACGCGAGGUUCGAGGAACCAGUACCGUGCUGUCAUAGGUAGAU